AUGGCUGGACCAUAUCCUUCGCGGUAUUGGACGCUUGGGUCGGAUCCAACAUCUCGUGUCGAUAUACCAAUCACUGGUGUCUUCACUUUACUCUUCCUCGCUGGUGCCGUGACACACUUCACAAUUUUCCAAGUCAACUUGCGUCGACAGCAUCGAUUUUUUCUUUCCAUCUUCUGUAUCGGAUACUCCAUGUCCCGAGUGAUUGCAUGUGUUCUACGUAUAGUCACAACUACCAAGCCAGAGAACUUGAAUGUUACUGUGGCUUAUACUAUCUUUCUGAAUGUUGGAGUGGUCUUCAUGUACCUGCUCAAUCUUGUUCUCUGCCGACGCAUCCUUCGAUCAAAUUACCCAGCAAUCGGAAAUCAUCCCAUCUCCUCUAUGAUAUUCUGGGGCCUCUGCAUUUUGAUAAUUUUGACUAUUAUCAUGAUUUUGACGGUUAUUAUCCAAAGCUUCUUUACUUUGAAUCUCCACACUCACCUCAUCGACCGGGAUAUUCAACUAUAUGCUCUGACAUUUUUUGCGGUGAUAUCGUCUUUACCACUCCCAGUUGCCUUCCUGGCAUUAAUAUCACCGGAUGUGUCAGGCGAGAAAAAAGUCUUUCGAAAUGGAAAUCCCCGCUCCAGAGCCGCUCUCUUGCUAGUUGUCGCCUUUUUUGUUUGCCUAGGUGCCACAUAUCGCUGCGCGACAACAUAG
Molecule: messenger RNA, 693 nt
Organism: Penicillium angulare
Lineage: Eukaryota; Fungi; Ascomycota; Eurotiomycetes; Eurotiales; Aspergillaceae
Exons: 2
Coding region: 1-693 (230 amino acids)
Source: RefSeq, a predicted model, not a curated record